UUUCUUCAUUCCUUCCCCCCUUCUCUCUUCUCCUGUUUUCUGUACAAUUUAUGGAAAGAGUUUUGCAGCUGGAACAGCUGCCAGUUGAUAUUCUCAUUCAGAUCUUUAAUUAUCUUGAUCAACCUUCACGCUUGCAAGUCUGCUUAGUUUCAAAAUUCAUGCUGAAAACCUGUAUCUGUAUCAUGUGUAAUAACCUUUAUCCUUAUUCUUCAUAUAUGUCAGGCCUCAACUUAUCCUUUGAUCAAGCAGACCAUAUUGACGUUUGCUGUAACACCACCUUGUCAUUAAGAACACUAUGGAUAGAGAAUGUGGAAUCGAUAUCACCUACUUUUCUGAAUCAGAUCGUGCGGGAUGUUGCCGAACUUGGUCUCUCCAAAUGCUCCAAAGAGACUAUUAGAAGUGUUUCUGUUACUUUGGCCCAGUAUAAACAACGAUCGAAGCUUGAACAGAUCGACAUCUAUGAUUGCUACAUGUCCGAUCAGAUGGUUCGUCAAAUGGUGAUAUCAACGCCUAUGCUAAAACGCUUCAACUACUAUCGAUCAGGAUUCUUGUCCGAUAGCUCGAUUUUUGCUAUUGUUGAACACUGUCAGCUGAUCGAGUCCCUUAUAAUGACGUUACCAAGGCACAUUGUACAAGCUAAUACCGUGACCUUUGCCGCUCUGGAAGUACUUGCUCAAUUGCCAGGAUUAAAGAUAUUUGUGUGUAGAGGGCAGGUUAGGAUCGCGACAAAACAAAACGAGGAAUGGAUGUAUAAGCAUUGCUCCUCAUUAAUACACUGCGAUCUUUCAUUUGAUACAUGAUACAAGUAUCCAAUAUUAGAAUUACACAUGUAUGAUAAUAGACAAACAGAGAUAGAGAUAACCAAAGAUGAAGUAUAGAACAAAAAUAAAUCACUUCUUUAUUCUUUCUAUUCUUUAUUCAAUGUGCAUGUAACAAAUGAAGCUAAUACUAUGAAUACUAAAGACGCCAAGAGACAAAAAAAAAAGAGAGAGGGGUGCAAACGCGCAUUGACCCAAGAUGUAGCAUGAAAAGUGUAAUGUUUAUGAGAUCUUAUUGGCGGCUACCCCAUAUGUUGUGAUCAUCAAAAAUCUCAUCUACAAAUUUUCUCUCACACUGUCAAGUAUAUAAAUACACGGCCCCUUCCUUUCUUCUUCUCUUUUUUCCUUCUGCUU
Molecule: messenger RNA, 1172 nt
Organism: Rhizopus microsporus ATCC 52813
Lineage: Eukaryota; Fungi; Mucoromycota; Mucoromycetes; Mucorales; Rhizopodaceae
Exons: 2
Coding region: 51-800 (249 amino acids)
Molecular function (GO): protein binding
Source: RefSeq, a predicted model, not a curated record